AUGCAAGGCAGAAAAUUUUCUGUUUUUCUAGUACAGCCGUCAAGCACACCCUGCUCCAGAGCAACCACCGCCCCGGUCAUCGGACCAGCCUACUGGUGUAGACCGACCGCUCAAGGCCUAAGGCUGGGGGCGGAAUUACGCAUCUCCCGUCUGUGGCGAGUCCGCGUAUGCGUUAUGAGCCACGGGCCCGGCCCGCUCGGCUUUGUAGCAUCAUGCACGAAUAAGAAAAAAGAAAUUGUGACUCAAUAUCCCAUAUUAAUUAAUCGUGCUCCUACUUUACAUCGCUUAAGUAUUCAAGGAUUUUAUCCGCACUUAACAUUAAGUAAAUCUUUGGAAUUGCAUCCGUUA
This is a messenger RNA of Acaulospora morrowiae, 348 nucleotides long. NCBI's taxonomy places the organism in Eukaryota, Fungi, Glomeromycota, Glomeromycetes, Diversisporales, Acaulosporaceae. The record is from the annotation of a GenBank genome assembly.